Rhizophagus irregularis DAOM 181602=DAOM 197198 is the source of this 858-nucleotide messenger RNA. RefSeq lists its product as uncharacterized. Lineage: Eukaryota; Fungi; Glomeromycota; Glomeromycetes; Glomerales; Glomeraceae. The record is from RefSeq and is a predicted model, not a curated record.
AUGGAUUUAGAUAGUAAAGCCUAUUCCAAGUUAAUUCAUGCACACAAUAGUGUUGGAAGCUCUGAAGAAUAUAUAAGAAUUAUUGUUGCAAUAUUGCCUUUAGCAGAAAGACAUGAUCAUGAAACACCAGAAAUGUGGUGUUCUCGUAUUUGUGAUCCAUUUAGGAAAAUACUAGAAGAGAACCCAAGAAUCCUUUCUAAGAAUGGAUAUAUUACAAUGUAUAGAAAGCUAUAUGUAGAUGAUAGGAUUCAUAAUCGUCCAACCAAUUAUAUAUAUUGCAGUGUAUGUAACUCCUUAGUUUUCACACCUGCAAAUAGUCUUUUUGAGGAUCGCUAUGGAGAUAACCACUUGAAGAGAUGUAUUUCUGGAAAUACUAUUUCAAAUGAACAUGCAAGAAGAAAUGAAAUUCUCAAAUCUAUUGAUACAAGGGAAUUUCAGAUCUGGCAAUAUAAACAAUACAUAUUACAAGAAGAGGCUAAAAUUAAUCGUCUUCAGCUAGAGCUUUUAUCCCAAUCUACUCCACAUUCAGAAAAGGAUAAAUUGGCAUCGGUAUCAUAUGAUAUUGAUGGAAAUUUUACGGCUAGCUAUAAAAAUUAUGCACAAUCUAAAGCAAAAGAUACUAUGCCAAAUGCUCCAAAUUUCGAGCCAGCUUAUAUUUCACCUACUAGACAAGAAACAAUUUUACCAACUUCUUAUCAAUCAUCAAGUCCUAGCCAAAGGCGCUCAGAGCAAGGGAUUACAAGUAAAAUAUUUAUCUCAUCUUGGUAUGUUAAACAAAAUAACUUAUUACCAUCUAUAGACCAUCUUAAUCAACCCGCAUUAAGAUUGAAAGAUGGUACAAAAAUCACAUUCAUUUAA